GGUAGUGGAGGAACCAAUACGGAUCCUGAUUCGGGGGUUUUAAAUCCUGACGCUGACUCCACACAUAGCCGGUUGGACGAAACCAAGCAGAGGGGCAUGGCUUGGUGCAAUGGAAAUCCAGUUCGGUGUUCGUUCUCCUCGUUGGAGCUCCUGCAGGCUUCUUCCAUUUCUCGGCGGAUAAAGACGACCGAACCAGUGUCAUGGUUUCGUAGUUUCCAAGAUCCUCUUUUGCAGUUGCAGAAGCCUAAGGGGUUUACAGUGAUUGGAACCAAUGUAAUUAAGGUUACGAGUGUUCGUCACGCCGAUAGUUCAAAUGAUUGGUUUCAACAACGAGAACCGAAGUCCCUCGCUGUUGAUAAGAGAAUGAACAAGAAACCAGGGAAAAAAGAGCAUCACUUGUGGAUCAAAAGAGAAUCAGCCGGGUCAGGGCAAAAGGCUAUCAAUCUCGUCCGAAUUGUGUCAGGACUUCCCAAUGAGAAAGAAGCCGUGUAUGGAGCACUAGAUAAAUGGACGGCUUGGGAGACAGAAUUCCCAUUGAUUGCAGCAAGUAAAGCUCUAAGUAUUUUACGGAAGAGGAACCAAUGGUUGCGCAUAAUUCAAGUUUCCAAGUGGAUGUUGGCCAGAGGUCAAGGACUGACGAUGGGAACAUAUGACACUCUGCUGUUGGCAUUUGAUAUGGAUGGAAGGAUAGAUGAGGCUGAGUCUCUAUGGAACAUGAUUUUGCAUGCUCAUACACGCUCUGUCUCAAAGCGGUUGUUUUCUAGGAUGAUCUCUUUGUAUGAUCAUCAUCACAUGAUGGAGAAGAUAAUAGAGGUCUUUGCAGACAUGGAAGAAGUGGGGGUGAAACCUGAUGAAGACACAGUAAGCAAAGUGGCACGCGCAUUCCAGAAGUUGGGCCAAGAAGACAAGAAGAGGAUGGUGGUCAAGAAAUACCAGUCGAAAUGGAAAUAUAUGCAUUUCAAUGGUGAAAGGGUUAGAGUAAGGAAAGAUGUGUGGGAUGGAUAGUUCUGGUCAAACCAAUGAAAUGGAAUGAAGUAUGGAUUUUUGAUGGUGCUUGUAGCAGCAUUUAGCCUAUGGACUUAAAAACUUUCAUAUCUGGAUUCUGUAUUCGACAUUCCAAAGUGUGAAGACUGAAGGGAAGAAAAAAGUCUAUUACAGCUGUCAGAGUAUGAGGUCUAAUCAACCAGAAGUUGCUCUUGCAAUCGCUUUUUGUGGAUUGAUGGUGGAAGCUAUAUCCUCAUUUCCAUGUCCAGUGGUAGACAGUCUUUUCCUUCAGAUUUUUUCAGUGUACGGUGUAAAAAUGUGUAUGAAAACAGGAUUUGGUUAUACCCGAUGACAGAAGGGAUCAUUGUAACAAAGAAAGUGCUCUUAUAUAUGAUGAAAUCUUGUAUUCCACUCUCCUAAUUCACAAUAAACUCUUUCUUGGAUAA
Messenger RNA from Macadamia integrifolia, 1430 nucleotides. RefSeq names its product pentatricopeptide repeat-containing protein At4g18975, chloroplastic. The record is from RefSeq and is a predicted model, not a curated record. NCBI's taxonomy places the organism in Eukaryota, Viridiplantae, Streptophyta, Magnoliopsida, Proteales, Proteaceae. The transcript is spliced from 7 exons. The coding region runs from base 97 to 1005 and encodes 302 amino acids. Gene Ontology annotation, molecular function: protein binding.